ACAGUCACGAUGCCGAAGGAUGCGUGUGGAUAGAUGCGCUUGGAGUUCGUAUCAGCUGAUUGGGUGCUGACAGGCGGUGCACGAGCGGAUGUCAGCGACCUGAACGAUCACAGCGCGCUGGUGAACUGGUGACGCCGCCAGGGUGGUGCUUCUGCAGUGCGUGCAGUGCAUGACAAAAUCGUCGGGUGGGAUGCGAACUGGAUACCUUCCGGUGGAGGUAACUCAGGUGGCGUGAGCACAGUCUGGCCGAAAUAUUAUCUCGUGUUCCGACUGGAUUGCAAUAGGUCCAGUGAACUGCUAUCGAGGAUCUGCUGUUAAAAGGGCCUAGCACGAGUGUCCUAAGAAAAUCCGGAAGUCUAUAUGAAGAAGAUCUUCAGACAACCGGCGAUCUAGGAAUCUUUAGGUGCCAUUGUAAAGCAGUUUUCCGGAACUCAGCGGUCAUCAUACCAAGGCAUGCCUCGUCACUGGGUGUAUGGCGUAGUGCUGGCGCUGGUCGUCGCCCUCUGCUACCACAACGCCCUGCAGUGCGACUUCGUGUUCGAUGACGUCAGCGCGGUCAAGGACAACCGCGAUCUGCGGCCGCACACACCGCUCGCCAACCUGCUGCACAACGACUUCUGGGGCACGCCCAUGGAGAAGGAGCACUCCCACAAGUCGUACCGGCCGCUGUGUGUGCUCACCUUCCGCUGGAACUACUACCUGCACCAGCUGCGGCCCAUGGGCUACCACCUGGUCAACGUGGUCCUCCACGCGCUGGUCUGCGUCAUGUAUUUCAGGCUAUGCGCUCUGUUCGUGUCGGACGCGUGCGGCUUCCUGGCAGCCACACUGUUCGCCGUUCACCCGGUCCACACGGAAGCGGUGACAGGGGUCGUCGGCCGUGCCGAAUUGCUGUCGUCUGCGUUUUUUAUUGCGGCGUUUUUGUCUUACGUCAGGUCCACGAAGACACCACGAGGAACAGACUGGGCCUGGUUCGGCGUCACACUGGUGUGCGUCACGGCGGCCAUGCUGUGCAAAGAGCAGGGCAUCACCGUCAUCGGGGUCUGCGCCAUGUACGAGGUCUUUGUUGUCAGAAAGCUGCGGCUGGUCGGGCUGGAGUACCUGCUGCGGUCGCUGGUGAGCGGGAAGGCGCCGCCGCCCGGCUGGCUGCUGGCAGCCUCCUGCCGACUAACGGCACUGGCCACCGCGGCGCUCUGUCUGCUGGCCGCAAGAGUCCGCGUGAUGGGGGCCCGGCUGCCGGCCUUCACCAGGUUCGACAACCCGGCGGCGGCGGCCGACUGGCCGGCUCGCCAGCUCACCUACACGUACCUGGUGGGCGUCAACGGCGGCCUGCUGCUGCUGCCGCACGGCCUCUGCUGCGACUGGACCAUGGGCACCGUGCCGCUGGUGACAUCUGUCGGCGACCCGCGCAACCUGACGGCGCUGGUGUUGCUGGCCGCGCUCGGCCGUCUGCUCCGGACGGCGCUCAGCUCGCGCCACCGUCGAUCAGACGCCGUGCUCAUGGCCGUCUCGCUGCUGGUGAUGCCGUACCUGCCGGCCAGCAACCUGUUCUUUCCGGUGGGGUUCGUGGUGGCGGAGCGUGUGCUCUACAUGCCCUCCAUGGGCUUCUGCCUGCUGGUCGCCGUCGGCUUCUGCCAGGCUCAGCGUCAGUGGUAA
Molecule: messenger RNA, 1653 nt
Organism: Pollicipes pollicipes
Lineage: Eukaryota; Metazoa; Arthropoda; Thecostraca; Pollicipedomorpha; Pollicipedidae
Product: protein O-mannosyl-transferase Tmtc3
Exons: 10
Coding region: 454-1653 (399 amino acids)
Biological process (GO): protein O-linked glycosylation via mannose
Cellular component (GO): endoplasmic reticulum
Molecular function (GO): mannosyltransferase activity
Source: RefSeq, a predicted model, not a curated record